Messenger RNA from Phyllostomus hastatus (greater spear-nosed bat), 718 nucleotides. It is a transcript of the gene TCF24, whose product is annotated as transcription factor 24. Gene Ontology annotation, molecular function: protein dimerization activity; RNA polymerase II transcription regulatory region sequence-specific DNA binding; DNA-binding transcription factor activity, RNA polymerase II-specific. The transcript has 3 exons. NCBI's taxonomy places the organism in Eukaryota, Metazoa, Chordata, Mammalia, Chiroptera, Phyllostomidae. The coding region runs from base 125 to 628 and encodes 167 amino acids. The record is from RefSeq and is a predicted model, not a curated record. Gene Ontology annotation, biological process: developmental process; regulation of transcription by RNA polymerase II.
UGGAGUGACCGGCGCGGCCCUGGCCACGCACACCCAACUCGACGCUCCUCGCCUGCUUGCGCAACUGAGCAAAGCCCCACACGGUCGCCUGGGGAAAGCAGGGCGCACGGCGCGAGACGUCGCCAUGGACCGCUGCGGCCCCGCAGGCAGCCCCCUCAUCGCCAGCGCCGAGCCCACCACCAUUGCCGCCGCCACUCGAGAAUCGAGCCCCGGGCGGACAGGGUCAGGGCCGACGGGAGCGGGAGGCGGUGGGCGCUCGGGGGGCGGACGGCCCGCUGCAGCGAACGCAGCGAGGGAGCGCAGCCGAGUUCAGACUCUGCGGCACGCCUUCCUGGAGCUGCAGCGCACGCUGCCGUCCGUUCCUCCGGACACCAAACUGUCCAAGCUGGACGUGCUGCUGCUGGCUACCACCUACAUCGCGCACCUUACCCGCAGCCUGCAGGACGACGCCGAGGCGCCGGCGGACCCUGGGCUGGGCGCCCUGCGCGGCGACGGCUACCUGCACCCGGUCAAGAAAUGGCCCAUGCGAUCAAGAUUAUACAUUGGUGCUACUGGUCAGUUUCUGAAGCAUUCUGUCUCUGGAGAUAAAGCAAAUCCUGGCAACAUUCCAGCAGACUCACAACCUUAGGCUGUCCCCUGAUGGGUGCUGAAAGUCGUGUCUAUUGUUUUUAAAUAAUAUGAAAUAAUUCUAUAUUUAUUACAUCAGACAUAACAAACA